Messenger RNA from Lentinula edodes (shiitake mushroom), 1924 nucleotides. RefSeq names its product phosphatidylserine decarboxylase. Lineage: Eukaryota; Fungi; Basidiomycota; Agaricomycetes; Agaricales; Omphalotaceae. The transcript is spliced from 3 exons. The coding region runs from base 382 to 1710 and encodes 442 amino acids. The record is from RefSeq and is a predicted model, not a curated record. Gene Ontology annotation, biological process: phosphatidylethanolamine biosynthetic process. Gene Ontology annotation, cellular component: mitochondrion. Gene Ontology annotation, molecular function: phosphatidylserine decarboxylase activity.
UUUCCUGUCGAACCAUUCAAUGUCUUAGUGGGGCGCACCACCCCCGAUUUCUAUUCUCUUAUUUCUCGAACUUGGUGCGUAUCUCCAUUGUAUAAAGCUCUCCAAAUAACAACUUGUGCUGUCAUAGUUUCCACUGACAUCGGACGCGAAGAACUACUUGACUGAAGUAAAAUUCUGAAAACUUUCCAAUUGGCACGCAAUAUCGUGGAAUCCAUUAUUCACCUCGAUAGGGGGUUCGUUCGUGUACUCGCCUGGGUUUGAAGGUGAUUUUGUGACCAACUGUCACUUGGUCUUAUAAAGGAGAGUCGAGUGCUUGCACCGAAAGCCAGAAUUCCAUCCACUUACACCCCAAAGUCCAAGAAGAUAUUCCAUACUCUGACGAUGUCACCAUAUCAGCGGCCUCUGCCGUCGAAGCAAACAGUGUUAACCCGCUACGGUGGAUGGAUUCCAGCUAAUCCUGCGGUCUAUGACGCAUUCUUCAAUGAUCUCCUGCGUGAAAUCGACCCAAAGAAGGCUCAUGUCCCGGCAGUCCAGAACUUUAAAGAUAAUAUCAACGCUGAUCCCGAAUUGGUCGACUUGUUCGAACAAGUCUUCCUGCAAGUUUCGCCCGAAAGUAGGGUUAGAACCUUCGAACAGUUGCUUCUUUGCAUGGAUAAGAUCGUUGUUGCCGCUCCCAAGUUUCAAGUGAACAGAAACGACCAGGGCGAAAUUAUCGGCGGCGAGCCUAUUGGAGUCCCCUUGUAUCUCCUCCUCGACCUUCUUAGUAACACGAGUGCGGGUUACGAUCUCUUUCGCAAGGUCGAAUUCAAUGCUGCCAUGAAGAAUUUGUUGGAUUUUUGGGGUAGUUACCUCCGAGGUUCUCAAUCCAACAAUACGCUCAAUGAUAGCGAUGAGGGCUGGUUUGGCCAGCUUGGACUAGCGACUCUCGAAAAUGAGCGCGGAAUAUUCAACGAGAUUUACGAGUGUCCCGAUUAUACUGCAGUCAACCGCGGUUUCACUUCUUGGGAUGCUUUUUUUACCAGGAAGUUUAAACCUGACGCUCGCCCUAUUCAAAGGCCGGACCCCCCAUUUUUCUUCAUAUUUAACGCCUGCGAAUCCACCGUGUAUCGCAUAUCAACAGAUAUCAAAGAACAUGACCAGUUCUGGCUCAAAGGUCAACCUUACUCUAUCUAUGACAUGCUUGGACGUCGCGACGAUGAAGUUUCCCGUUCCUUCAUUGGUGGGACCGUCUAUCAAGCAUUCCUGUCUCCAUAUGACUAUCAUCGCUGGCAUAGCCCCGUGGAUGGUACCAUCCGCGAAAUACAGCUCGUUCCGGGAACGUAUUAUGCCGCGCUGCCUGACGAUGGAGCUGGAGAGUCUGAUCCAGACUUUCAAUCUGGUGACCCUCGGGGUGCUAUCAUCCGUUCUCAGGCGUGGCUCACCGAAGCCGCUACUCGUGCCAUCAUCCACAUUGAGGCUGACAAUAAAGCUAUUGGACGCAUUGUAUUCAUUGGCAUUGGGAUGGUAGAGGUGUCGACCUGUCAGAUCACUGUUGAGGAAGGAGAUCGUGUCAAAGCUGGUGACGAGAUCGGGAUGUUUCAUUUUGGUGGCUCGUCCCAUGCCCUUAUCUUUGAGCGAGGGGUCAACCUCGAGUUCUUUGAUGACGUUGUUAUCAACAACCACCUACACGUUAACAGACCCAUAGCCGGACUCCAAGUUCCAAAGGCGUAAGUAGUGUUCGCAUGCUUCAAGCGGUCAGAAAUUUCAAAAUAGUGAAGAAAAAGAAUUACCCUUUAUUCAGAAGAACAACGUAGAAUCCAUGUACCAAUAGUGAAUGUGAAUUUCAAGUGCUACCGAAUGUUAUAUCCUUCUCUCUGAGAAUAGACUAUGCGAGAUGUGACCCGCAAUGGUCUUUUGUGUUGGUCUCAAUUGCACUUCGUUGAAU